Humulus lupulus (European hop) is the source of this 1069-nucleotide messenger RNA. RefSeq lists its product as uncharacterized. The transcript has 2 exons. Bases 218 to 661 code for a protein of 147 amino acids. Lineage: Eukaryota; Viridiplantae; Streptophyta; Magnoliopsida; Rosales; Cannabaceae. The record is from RefSeq and is a predicted model, not a curated record.
ACUAAUAUGUCAAGUGUCGAUCCAAAUUCCAAAGCUUUUCCCUUUCUUCCACCCUGUGGUGACCACCCUCUCUGUAAAGAUAGCCCACAUGCUCUCCUCUCUCUCUGUAGAGACAGAUUAUAGCUAAUUUUCAACACACCUUUGUUUGUUCUUGGUGUUUAAGUAAAGAGAAGAAAGAGCUAAGUUUAAUAAGUGUCAUAAAUGAAGUGAACGAGAAAUGGGUGAAGAACAUGGCUAUCCAUGGCCACCUAUUGGAGCUCCACUACACAUGGAAAGAGAUGACGAUGGAAGGAGCUUUGAUAGCUCAGUUAAUGCGGUGUCGUUUGGAUUUGUGGCCACUGCUAUUUUGAUUUCCAUGUUCUUGGUCAUGGCUAUCUUUGAAAAAUUCCUUAGACCCACCUCGCCGGCUUUGGCCCCUUCCGGUCGACGGAGCCAUGCUGAUCUUGAGGCCCAGUUGAGGUAUAAUGGUAAACUUGGUCAUCCUUCUCCAAAGAUGACCAUUUAUGCAAGUGGAGUCUCAGUAUUGAUGCCUGGAAACGAUAUUCCGACAUUCAUCGCUCAACCAGCCCCCAUACGGUGUCCACCAGAACGCAUUUCAUGGCCGCAACAUCAUCAUGCUUCAUUUUCGAACCCUGCCCACUUAAGCCCAUCUUACACAUGACGAGCUCUAGUGUACAAGUUGAAAACUAAACGUGAGAAGUCCUUGCUCUUUACUUGCCUUGCUCGAAUUCGAAUCAUGCCCAAGCAGAAGUUGCCGAUGAAUGUGCUCAUGUCGAAGCAUUAAUCAGUUCUGUUCUUUCUCUCUUUUUUUUUUCCUUUCUGCAAGAGCUCCUGAUUCUGUAUAUAUCAUUCAUAUGAUCAGCCAGGCCAAAUGCACCUUGUUUGACCGUGUUUCAUGGUUUUUAGAUAUUCCCAAAUUCGAUUUUGUUCCACAGAGAUGGAUUGUAUAAUUUCUCCAUCAAAUGGAUCAGUCUUAUCAAUGUAAAAAAAGAAAAAUUCGGCCUUUAUUGCUUGUAAUUUUCUUCUUAGAAAGGGAAAAAUAGUAUGGCAAUUAAGCUGGUUUAAAUGA